AGACCGAACUGGUCUAUUCUAUUGCCAUUCAAUAUUUCAAUAUGACUCUUUAAUACAACGUGGACAAGCACACCGUGAUGGCGGGUCACUUGCUCGAAGAUUCCACCGACCCUUGGAAAUAUGCCAUUCUGUUAAGUAAGUUCGUGCUUUUCUUCAUCGAUGGCGGGAUCGCCAAGUCUUUCGGAGUCCUCAUCCCCGAUGUCGUCGACCGAUACGACAGCAACUUUAAGACUGUUGCCUUCGUUCUGGGUCUACCGAGCACGGUGAUGUACUUUACGGUCCCUAUCACUAUAAUCUUGAUGAAGUUAAUGACUCUCAGGACUAUGGCGAUGAUCGGAGGUCUAUUGAGUGCCUUACCAAUCAUAUGUGCUCCUUGGGCUCCGUCUAUCUACAUACUCGGCAUGAUGCUAGCUGUAACAGGUGUUGGCAUGGCGCUUACGUUCUUCCCAUUAAUGGUAUCCAUCAACAUCUUCUUUCCUAAGUCCUUCAUCUUUUCCAACACACUGACCCUCUUCGGGACAACGUGCGGUGCUUUUCUUGUCCCUGUCAUCAUAGAGAGGUCUUUGGAGGCCUAUGGAUACCGUGGCGGGUUUCUGAUCCUGGGAGGUAUUACACUCCACGCUGUGGUUUGCGGUGCCAUCGUCAGACCACCACGGGUUAGGAGAAGAGAGAACGUAAACUCCUCUGAAGAUGCAGAAGUGGAUUCAUUGACGGCAGCCUCCGCAUCAGGACAAGCCGUCAUAGACCAGGUAGACGUUGGUGAGAUUACAGAUCAACUCUUGCCAGAUACGAUCGAGGAAGACAAAAAAUCAAUGGAGGACAGGGCGAGGUUGUCAAGUGAUGUCGGUUUGUGGUGCUCAUCAUGUGACUCGUUCAUGGCCAAACUGAAGUCAUCAAUCUUCUACCAGGAGAACCUGUACACCCUCGUCGUUCCAUCAAUGAUUUUACAAUGCUUUGUGAUGGCCGCUUGGAUGCUGUUUCUCGUACCUCACGCCGAAGAAGCAGGAGUCGACCGCUCCAAAGCUGUCUUUCUUUCCAGUAUUGCCGGCAUAAGCGGUGUAUUCGGUCGCAUCCUGUACUUAAUUCUCCUACAUUUUAGAUGUGACAGUACCAUCAUCUUCUGUGUCGCCGGCGUUGUAUGUGCGAGUUCCUUUUUCCUCGACUUUGUGAGUUCGGCCUUUAUUUUCCUCGCAGCUAUGGCUUCCAUUCAAGGGUUUACCAUCUUCAUAUUAGACUGUGUACCGCACGCGAUGAUGAAGCUAUCUGUUCGCCACGAAGAGAACAUUCCUCGAGCUAUUGCAACGAAUCCGUUCGUACUUGGGAUAGGUUUCAUGUCAGGAGAUGUGAUUUCAGGUUAUAUCUAUGACGUCACAUUCUCGUUCAGGGUGUUGUUCAUGGUGUACGGUGUUAUUCUCAUCAUCGUUGCAAUGAAUCUGUUGAUCUUCAAACUGAUUAGUCGACAAAGUCAUUAAUAUGGACGUUUCACAACUACAACGGGGGACGGGCUAAACUGCUAAAGAAUACAUCAAACGCACUUAAGAUACCCGUCAAAGAACAAGAAACAGUUGGGACGUCUUUUUUUUUUAAUUGGUGAAGCAGAACCGAAGUUUCGUCGUAAGUUUCGGAGCUGACGAAAAAUUGCAAACUUUGGGUCACAUAACCCAACACUUCGAAGAUUAAGGGAUUUUUUUUUUUUUACAAAUGUACCCAAUACGUGAUAGCGCUCUGUGACGUGAUUACGUGAGUAAGUUGCAAGCCGUCCAGAGUCACUGUUGCUCAGAUUUACUAACCCUCGACGAAGACUGCUUUGUUAUGAUGGGUACUUGACAAUAGAUUGUCGAAGUUCCCGAAGGCGUCGUGAGUCGUUGAAGCGAAAACGCCCCCAAGAUGAGUGGAACGCUUCUGGUACACUCUUACACUGUAAAAACUGUGGUGUCAAAACUGACACUAGCUGGUGCUAAUAGAGGACCACACCCUGAGGUGUUAAAAUUACACAAUAGAGA
Lytechinus variegatus (green sea urchin) is the source of this 2003-nucleotide messenger RNA. Its product is annotated as monocarboxylate transporter 6-like. The coding region runs from base 78 to 1472 and encodes 464 amino acids. The record is from RefSeq and is a predicted model, not a curated record. The transcript is spliced from 4 exons. Gene Ontology annotation, molecular function: monocarboxylic acid transmembrane transporter activity. Gene Ontology annotation, biological process: transmembrane transport. NCBI's taxonomy places the organism in Eukaryota, Metazoa, Echinodermata, Echinoidea, Temnopleuroida, Toxopneustidae.